Lasiodiplodia theobromae is the source of this 1869-nucleotide messenger RNA. Its product is annotated as Small nucleolar ribonucleoprotein complex subunit. Gene Ontology annotation, cellular component: Pwp2p-containing subcomplex of 90S preribosome; small-subunit processome. The transcript is spliced from 2 exons. Gene Ontology annotation, biological process: rRNA processing. Lineage: Eukaryota; Fungi; Ascomycota; Dothideomycetes; Botryosphaeriales; Botryosphaeriaceae. The record is from RefSeq and is a predicted model, not a curated record. Bases 1 to 1869 code for a protein of 622 amino acids. Gene Ontology annotation, molecular function: protein binding.
AUGGCCCCCGUGUCCGUCCUCGAGCGCUCCGAGGAGCACGCGCCCUUCCAGCUCCCCGCCGACUUCGCCCGCUACGCCUCGGAUAGUGACGCCUCCGCCUCCGACGACGAUGUCGACAUGCAAAAGGAUGCCACCGAGGAGGAGCUCGAGAGACUCGUCUUUGGCGACCGCACCGGAUUCCGCGACGGCGUGAAGAACUUUGGGCGCCAAGGCGAACUGGUGGUUGCCGACGAGGAAGAGGAAGGCAGCGACCUGGACAACGUCGCAGACGCCGAUCUCUUCUUCGUGGAUGCCGGGCCUGAUGCCGCCGCCAAAGCGCUCGUCCCCGCUCCAGGCGCAGAGGACUCCGACGACGAUUUCGCCGACGCUGGGAGGGAUGCACCCGCAUGGGAAGACAGUGACGACGAGCGCAUGGUGGUCUCGCUGGCCUCGGUACCAAGGCUAAGAAAACUGCGCAAGACGGAAGAUGAAGACCUGAUCAACGGCAAGGAGUACGCGCGGAGAUUGCGGCGGCAGUUUGAGCGCCUGUACCCGACGCCGGACUGGGCGGUGCCAGCGACAAGAAGGCCCUCGAGGAAGAGGAGAAAGAUUUCCGAGGACGCAGGGUCGUCGGCGGAGGAGGAUGCCUCGUCGGAUGAGGAUAUGGACAUCGACGACGACGACCUCUCCGCCCAGCCGCUUGCGAAGCUGCUCAAGGACGCCGACAGCCUCACGCGGAGGGACACUACGGGAGUGGGCAAGAAGCGGAGACUUCGCGCCGAGGUGCUCGACAUACAGCGCACAAAGGACAUCAGUGGCAUACAGCCGUCCGCAAUCACCUCUCUAUCUUUCCAUCCCACCCUUCCACUCCUGCUCUCGUCUGGUCCCAGCUCGACUCUCUACCUCCACCACGUCCAGCCCGUCCCGCCGAACCCCAAUCCCCUUCUCACGUCCUUGCACAUCAAGCGUACUCCUCUCACCACCACUGCCUUCCACCCUUCGCCCGACGAUUCGCGCAUCUUCCUCAGCGCACGUCGUCGCUAUUUCCACGUCUGGAACCUGGCGGCCGGCACCAUCGAGAAGGUCACCCGCGUAUACGGCCACCAACAGGAGCAGCGCACUAUGGAACGCUUCGCCCUGUCCCCCAACGGCAGGUACAUGGCUCUGCUCGGCUCCGCGCGCAAGGGCGGCGGCUACAUCAACAUCCUGGACGCUCGCACGCUGCAGUGGCAGAGCCAGGCGCGCAUCGAAUCGCGCGGCGGCAUCGCCGACUUUGCGUGGUGGGCCGACGGCAACGGUCUCACCAUCGCGGGCAAGAACGGCGAGGUCAGCGAGUGGGACGUGGUGGCGCAGCGGCUGCGCGCGCGCUGGGUCGACGAGGGCGCCAUCGGCACGUCAGUCGUGGCCCUGGGCGGCCGCAGCGGCCGCGACGACUGGCUGGGCGGUGACCGCUGGGUCGCAGUGGGCAGCUCCAGCGGCAUCGUCAACAUCUACGACCGCCGCGCGUGGCUGCCCACCGCCGGCAACAAACCCUCCAACGACGACUCCAACGGCGGCGUCCCCGCCGCCCCGAAGCCCGUCAAGGUCCUCGACCAGCUCACGACACCAAUCUCGCAUCUCCGUUUCUCGCCCGACGGCCAGCUGCUAGCCAUGGCCUCGCGCUGGAAGAAGGACGCCCUCCGCCUCGUGCACCUGCCCAGCUGCACCGUCUACCGCAACUGGCCCACAAACGCCACCCCGCUCGGCCGCAUUACCGCCGUGGCCUUUGGCGACGCCACUGCCAUCAGCGCCGCCGCUGAGGAGAAGGAGGGCCGGAGCGUCGAUGCCGAGCUGCUGCUGGCGGUGGCCAACGAGCAGGGAAAGAUCAGGAUGUGGGAGAUUAGGGCCUGA